This is a messenger RNA of Etheostoma cragini (Arkansas darter), 3168 nucleotides long. RefSeq names its product Ras and Rab interactor 3 (gene rin3). The record is from RefSeq and is a predicted model, not a curated record. Gene Ontology annotation, biological process: vesicle-mediated transport. Gene Ontology annotation, cellular component: endocytic vesicle; cytosol. Gene Ontology annotation, molecular function: small GTPase binding; guanyl-nucleotide exchange factor activity. The transcript has 11 exons. NCBI's taxonomy places the organism in Eukaryota, Metazoa, Chordata, Actinopteri, Perciformes, Percidae. Bases 237 to 2681 code for a protein of 814 amino acids.
CUCCACUGCUUUCUCUCCAACCAACUGUCUCCUCUGAUCCCUCUUUCACUCCUCCUCCUCCUCCUCUUACUCCUCCGUUACCCUCAUCCUCCUCCUCAUCUCCUCCUCCUCCUCCUUCACCUGUUAUCCCGCCAUCUUCUCCAACUCCUCCGUUCCUGAGUCCCAUAGAUCGGCUGGUUUGGAGCGUCUCGGUGUGGCAGCCCAAAGGACUCAGCCAAGACCAAAGCACAAGUGUCAUGGAGAAAGAGAAGGCCGGGGCAUUCCUGUUAAACAGCACAGAGGACAAGGACAUGACACUGUCGGUGCGGCUGCCCGAUGAUCAGGGGGCGCCGCUUGUUCACAACCUGACGGUCAAACAACACAAGACAUUUCUCCACUUAGAUGGUUCCUCUCUGGUUUUUGAUGACAUCUUCAAAUUGAUCUCCUUCUACUGUGCCAGCAGGGACAUUCUGGCCCUUCCACUGAGAUUACCCUGGGCUAUUACCACAGCAACGAAGAGAGAGGAGCUGGAGGUCAUCUCUGCAAUGGGUGCAGAUUUCUGGACGUCUGAUCUGAACCAGCAGGCCCAGAACCAGGACUUGGUUUUGGAUCACAACCACAGCAAAGUGUAUGUGUAUGUCAACCCAGUCACGGAGAGCCCCAACAAAGACCUGAAGCAGUCCUCUAUCUCCAAACUUGAUAUCAUCACCAAUCAAAACAUCACCCCCUCCCUGCAGAAUGGAGAAGUCACACAGAAGAUCAGCACAGCUAAAGUCAAAGGUCAAACUAAGACAACGCCCAAACACGAGAUCAAGUACAAGCGCCCCCCACCCCGACCCCCCAGCCUGGGCUCAGGGUCAGGGAUGGGCCUCCUCUUCUCCUCUCCCCCCUCGCUUCACACUUCAUCUUCUGUGACUCCAGCAGCUGAGAGAAAAGAGGAAGGAAAGGGAGGAGCAGGAGAGAGAGAAGAGAGGAAGUCAGUGUCUACAUCACUUACUCCAUCGAGGCCUCCUGUCCCCCUGCAGAGCCGAGCCGCUCCCCCGCUGCCUCCUGCUCCUCUCCGUCGCACCUCGUCCAAAAAAAGCGCAGACCGAGAGGUAGGAGACGGGAUGGAGAGAGAGAAGGGACAAAGACCUGCAAAGCAAACUGAGAGAGAGGGGGGAGGAGAGAGAGGAGAGGAGAAAACGGGAAGUAAAUCAGGUCAGCUGGAUGAGGGGGUUGAGCAAGACAACCGUAGCCCACAUCAAGAGGAGGAGGUUAAACAGGACAGGGAAAAGAGAGAGAAAGAGGAUGAGAAGGAGGAAAUAGACAUGAAAAUGGAUAAAGAGGAGGACAAACAGAAAUCCAGCUCACCGUGUUCUCAAUCAGUGAAAAAAACAUCCCGUCCAGUCCCUCCGCCAAGGAGGAAACCAUGUCCCCCAAAAGCACCUGUGUGCCCCAUCCAGGCGGGAGGAGGAUCAGCUAAUCAGACUGCUGGGAUAAGAGGGCCCCCUCCCUCCCCGGCGCGGCGGCCAGAUGUGUCGCUGUACUCACCCCAGGGUGGUGCUGUGCUACUAACUGAUCCCGACUCCUGCUCUGCCAGCAGCACAGAGGAAGAAGGAGAGCUGAACCUGGAACAGGAGCAAAACCACAAUCGCCCUGCAGAGUAUCCCAACCCAGUAAAGAGAACCUCCACCACUGUUAUGUUGGACCGAGCACGCUACCGCCUGUCCAACGUCAUCACGGGCCUCAUCAGCCACAACCGCCGCCUCACACAGCGCAUCGUAGAGCUGGCCAGGGACCCUCUGAGCUACUUUGGGAACCUGGUAAAAGAGCACCGUGCAUUCACCUUGGAGACCAUGUCGAACCACUCCUCCUCCACCGAGCUGUUGCAGGAGAUCCGACAGAUGAUGACUCAGCUGAAGAGUUACCUACUGCAGAGUACCGAGCUGCAAGCUAUGCUGGAGCCGCAGCAUCAGUAUGCACAAGACAAACUGGAGAGCAUGGUAGAAGCGGCUCUGUGUAAGAGUGUACUGAAGCCACUGAGGGAGCCAAUUUACCAGAGUCUGGAGAAACUACACACCGACGACGGCAGCCUGAAACAACUGGCACAGAACCAGUCUGUUGUCCUAGGCAGCACCACCACGGCAUUAGGAGUAACCACUGCCAUCCCAGAGGCCUCUACUAUGGAGAAGAUCAGCAUCAAACUGAACAGCCUCCAUCUAGAGUAUUCUCCCCAGAAAAAGAUUGAGCUUAUGCUGAAGGCCUGCAAGAUGAUCUAUGACUCCAUGUCUGCCAGCAGCCCAGGUCAGAGCCACUGUUUUUGUUUUUCUGUUGUACAGGACUUUCUGACAGUGUGCUGUCCAGAUUUUGGAACCAACCCAAAAACUCUGGGUGUCCUCCCCACCACGACAAUGGAACAGCUAGCUGAGCAGUGUGCUGCACGCUUUGAACAAGACGGCUACGUGCUCAGUGUGUAUAUGGAUGGUGUUCCCCACCCUGUGGCUCCUACUGAGCUGGCCCUCAGUGUUAAGAACAGUUCCCAACCUGGAGCCUACUGCUUUGUCUAUCACCCUAUGGACCAACCCAUCACCCAGCCUGGCCGCAGCUGCCCUACUGACCCGCCUCCGGGUCCACCCACCGAAAGCUGUCCCCCAUCUGACUUUGCAGCUGUCGACACUGUGCAGCCAGAGGUGGAAGAGGAGAGUCUGAUUAGCUUGUAACUGCUCCUGUUGGUGACUGCAUUUACAAAACAAAAUGUAAGAAAGGGUUUUAAUCUCAGGUCUUGCUUGAAAGGUUGAUCUAAUUUCAAUUUAAUUGAAAAAUAGAAGUGAUGUGGAGAAGGGCAUGCAGGAUUACAAAUUACCAUAUGUGAUGAAAGGUGUACUUUGUGGCUCCCUCCUUUUCAAUCCAUUUGACCUGCAUCACCAAAGCAAUACCAAAACUAAAAUGACAAGACAAAGUGAUAAAUGACUGAUUUUGUAUCUCCACAUGGGGUCUGGAACCCCAGCGACUGCAGGAGGAUAUGGUUUUAUAGAAUGUAAAAAUAUGUUAAUCUAACAUGCACAUAUAUGAUCAUGUUUAUACUGUUUGUACUCUUUGAUACUUGAUGCUACUCUCUCUGAUGCUCACAACGGUCUCCCGGGGUAGACUGUAAGUUACUAAUUAUUGGUUCAUGAUUAUAUUAACAGGAUGAAUCUAUAAUUUCUU